This is a messenger RNA of Grammomys surdaster, 1284 nucleotides long. It is a transcript of the gene Crls1, whose product is annotated as cardiolipin synthase 1. Lineage: Eukaryota; Metazoa; Chordata; Mammalia; Rodentia; Muridae. Gene Ontology annotation, cellular component: mitochondrion; membrane. Gene Ontology annotation, biological process: cardiolipin biosynthetic process. The transcript is spliced from 7 exons. Bases 141 to 1049 code for a protein of 302 amino acids. Gene Ontology annotation, molecular function: cardiolipin synthase activity. The record is from RefSeq and is a predicted model, not a curated record.
CGGAAAGUGCCAGAGUGUAGAAAUUAGUAUGGCGCUAUCCGUACGGCCUUGGCACCGCUCGAUUUCUAUAGAGAAGCUGGCGGCCGGUGCUAGAGGCUUCUGAGUUCUCGACUCUUGAAUUCCGUGGAGGCCACAAGGCCAUGCUGGCUUGGCGCGUGGCGCGCGGCGCGUGGGGGCCCCUUCGCGUGGCCGUCCGGCCUCCGGGGGCGCGGCUCGGCAGGGGCGGCUCCCACAGGGCGCUGCUGCCGCCCGCGGCCUGCUGCCUGGGCUGCCUGGCCGAGCGCUGGCGGCUGCGUCCGGCUGCGUUCGCCUUGCGGCUGCCUGGUGCCGGCCCGCGGACCCAUUGCUCCGGCGCGGGGAAGGCAGCCCCGGAGUCCGCCGCCGGAGGAGGUGCCGCCGCGCAGGCCCCCAGCGCCGGGUGGGUUCCGGCGAGCGCCGCCAGCUCGUAUGAAAAUCCAUGGACAAUCCCAAAUUUGUUGUCAAUGACGAGAAUUGGCCUGGCCCCGGUGUUGGGCUAUCUGAUUCUUGAAGAAGAUUUUAAUGUUGCACUAGGUGUUUUUGCUUUAGCCGGGCUAACGGAUUUGUUGGAUGGAUUUAUUGCUCGAAACUGGGCCAAUCAAAAAUCAGCUUUGGGAAGUGCUCUUGAUCCACUUGCUGAUAAAGUUCUUAUCAGCAUCUUAUAUAUUAGCUUGACCUAUGCAGAUCUUAUUCCAGUCCCACUCACUUACAUGAUAAUUUCAAGAGAUGUAAUGUUGAUCGCUGCUGUGUUUUACGUCAGAUACCGAACUCUGCCAACACCGCGAACACUAGCUAAGUACUUCAAUCCUUGCUAUGCCACUGCUAGGUUAAAACCAACAUUCAUCAGCAAGGUAAAUACAGCAGUCCAGUUAAUUUUGGUGGCAGCUUCUUUGGCAGCUCCAGUUUUCAAUUAUGCUGACAGCAUUUAUCUUCAGAUACUAUGGUGUUGUACAGCAUUCACUACAGCCGCGUCAGCAUACAGUUAUUAUCACUAUGGUCGGAAAACUGUUCAGGUGAUAAAGGGCAAAUGAGAGGCACCCAGAUCCAGCAGCAAGGAAGCAACUUGUGUCAUCGGCAGCAGCGCCAGCGAAAGCUACAGGACUUUCCCGAUCUUGGUGGUCAGCUUGCGAAAGGUCUUGUCAGACAAACCAUGUCUUCAAAACCGAAGAAAUGUACAUCAAAAAUAAGCUCGAUCAUGGGCCUAUACAGAAUUUCCAGUGUAUUUUUAAAUACAAAUAAAACUAUAAUGUAGAAUUUUUAAUCUUA